AUGGGAAAGGACUUACUCCCCCGACAUUACAUAUCAGAGAACGAGCGAGUGUUGCAGAUCGCGCCAUGUUAUGGACUUCUCGGGUGGAGCGUUCGCUACUCGAUUCUCGUCUCAGAAUACCUAUUCUUCGUUGAGUGUGCCAGUUUUGCCCUGUGUUUGGACUAUUGGUUGCCGCCAAAAGGAAAAACCUGUCUUUCUCAGCUUCCUUCAUGCACAGGUCCCUCACGAGAUCAUGGAUACGACAACAAACCCUUCUGCAACCCACAGUUUGACGAGUGUCGAGGCACUGAUCAAGUCAUCCUCAGAAAAUAUUCCCAGUGUUCUCUUGUUUGGGUGGAGUUUGCCAGGUGUCCACCGACCACGACGAUUGACAAAGGAAGCCCUUUGCAGUCUCUAGAAAUCUUCUUUCCAAGUUCUUCCAAUUCUAGAGGGCAAUCGUGUUCUCCAAACACACUUUUUCGAAACAAGGUCCAACUGUUACCCUCAUCUAGAAAAUCCACCUUAAAGCUACAAGUGCAGCCCAUCUCUUUUGAGGCAGACAAGGAUUUCUACAAGAAUCUCUAUCAAAUCAUAUUCUUGAGAAAUCGUAGCCCAACCACGAAAGUCAAAGUGUUGCACAAUAAGCGGAUUCACAUAUAUAUUCUUAGCAAGAGUGGUCUUACCAAUUCCACCCAUGCCAACAAUGGGGAUGAUCUGGCGAUUCGAUUGUUGUCCGGUCAGCUUAUCCAAGGCUUCAAGCAAGACAUUAUCGUGACCCACCACGGCAGCUUGCGUUUGGGGAGGAGAUCUCAGCCAGCCAGCUGGCGUCGAAUAAUUUCUUUCCACCUGUGCUCUUUUCUGCUUCAUAAUCUCCGCAAGGUCUCCCUUGAUAAAAUCCAAAUCGUGCGAUGUUACGGACUUCCCGGGUACUCUGUGCCAGCUUCCUCCAUGGUUUUAUCACUAAUUGGUUUUAGAAACCCUUCCGAAACCCACAGUUUGACGAGCGUUGAGGCACUGACCAAAUCAUCCUCGGAGAAUAUUCCCAGUGUUCUUGUGUUUGGUUGGACUUUGCAAGGAGUCCACCGACCACGACGAUUGACAAUGGAAGGCCGUUGCAGUUUCUCGAAAUCUGCAAUCCAAUUUCUUCCAAAUCCGGAGGGCAAUCAUGUUCUCCAAACACACUUUUCCGGAGUAAGUUCCAACUGUUAUACUCAUCCAGAAAACCAACCUCAAGGCCACAAGAACCGGUCAACUCACGAGCCAGGAAAGAAGAACUUAAUCCUAUCCCACGCCUCGAUGCUCCACAUGUCAUCCAUCACAAUCAAAUACCUUCGACCUGAUAGACUUUUGUAUAAUUUUUCUCCUAAUUCAUGCUCCCCCAUUUGUCUCAAGCUUUCCCUGGCAGACAAGGAUUUCUACAAGUAUCUCUUUCGAAUCAUAUUCUUGAGAAAUCGUAGCCCAGCCGCGAAAAUCAAAGUGUUGCACAAUAAGCGGAUUCACAUAUAUAUUAGUGGUCUUACCAAUGCCACCCAUGCCGACAAUGGGGAUGAUCUGGCGACUCGAUUGUUGUCCGGUCAGCUUAUCCAAGGCUUUAAGCAAGACAUCAUCGUGACCCACCAUGGCAGCUUGAGUUUGAGGAGGAGAUCUCGGCCGGCCAGCUGGCGUCGAAUAAUUUCUUUCCACCUGUGUUCUUUUUUGCUUCAUAAUCUCCACAAGGUCUCUUUUGAUCAAAUCCAAGGAAACGUGGCCGCCGGCGUCUUGCUCACCGACGAGCUGAGAUGGCCGAGGGCGGCGUUGCGACUUUCGGAGAGGUGGAUAAUGGACAGGGUCUGCAGAAAGAGCGGACGCCGGCGGAGGAGAUUCGACGGAACCCGACUCCGGCGAUGGCGGCAACUGGAGAGAGCGAACGAGUUGGACGUUGAGGCGAGGGCAGUGGAGCUCCGAACGCCGGACCGCAGGUUGUGGUUGUCGGUUGCGCCGAAGAAGCACCAGACGGUGACGACCGACAAGGCUAGGCCGUAUUUUAAUAUUGAAAGUGCAGUUUCGAAAUACUUCUAA
This is a messenger RNA of Striga asiatica, 2037 nucleotides long. NCBI's taxonomy places the organism in Eukaryota, Viridiplantae, Streptophyta, Magnoliopsida, Lamiales, Orobanchaceae. The record is from the annotation of a GenBank genome assembly.